Amoebophrya sp. A120 is the source of this 7204-nucleotide messenger RNA. NCBI's taxonomy places the organism in Eukaryota, Dinophyceae, Syndiniales, Amoebophryaceae. The record is from the annotation of a GenBank genome assembly.
GUUGACACGACCGACUGAGGGCUCUACUGUAUGACUUUCUUAGACAACAUAAAGAUAAAGAGAGUACUAGCGCCCCCUGCUCCAAAGUGAUCUUCCCGAUUAUCCGGAUGCGAUAAGUAGAGAUUUGUGGACGGCCGAGAAGAUGGCUGAACUGCGACACGACAACCAGCGGCGUUCAAAAAAAUCGAAAAGAGCCGAGAUGAUGUCGAGGUGUGUGAUGCAUCUCCGCGAUUGAACCGCAUCGUCCGCGACGGAGCUGCCGCAGCUUCGGUUGGAAGCACAGGCAAAAGCAGCACACCACGAUUGAUAGAUUUUUCUUACUUGCAGUCGCGGAGUAGAAGCCAAGAAGAAGAAAGAUCAUCAUGACCACCACAUCAGACCGGGGGAGCGAACUUCUACCAGCGGGCAACGUGAGCUGCACCACAGAGGUGGAUGGCAUUCCCUUCUCCAAGCUAUCCAUGGCGCUCGGGAAGGUUGGCAGGCCGGGAAAAUCGGUCAUGCAGCAACCCAGGUAUCGAUAUUAAUAUCAUGACUUGCAACCUCUAAAACAAAGCGACAUCGGAAACUAUCCUCGUUCGGGAACGAGGCGCACAUACCCCGGAUUUUUUCAAAAAGUGAGAACGCGGCGAGUUUUCGUGUGGGCUCUCUUUCGUUCCGGAACGAGAAACGCUGUGAGAAUUCACUGAAUUGCCACUCCAGGACUUUUCAGAGAGUGAGAACGCAGUGAAUUCUUGCGCGGCUUCUCGUUCCGGAACGAGAAAUGGAGUGAGAAUUUACUGAAUUCUCACUCCAGGAUUUUUCAAAAAGUGAGAACUCAAUGAGUUCUCACUUGGUUUUCGUUCCGGAACGAGAAAUGGAGUGAGUAGAAUUCACUGAAUUCUCAAUCCCGGAAAAUUCGCGAUCCAAAAGUGAUUUUUUUCAAAAAGUGAAAACUCACUGAAUUUUCACUCGAUUUCUCGUUCCGGAACGAGAAGCCGAGUGAAAAUUCAGUGAAUUUUCACUUUUUGAAAAAAAUCAUUUUUGGAUCACGAAUGUUCCUGGAGAGAGACUUGAGCUCGCAGAGUGAAAAUUUUCAAAAAGUGAAAAUUCAGUGAAUUUUCACUCGAUUUCUCGUUCCGAAACGAGAAAUCGAGUGAAAAUUCAGUCCAUGGCGCUCGGGAAGGUUGGCAGGCCGGGAAAAUCGGUCAUGCAGCAGCCCAGGUAAGUUGUAUAUGUUAUGAUGUGAAGAAGAUGAAGAGCAGGAAUCACUUUCACAUUGUACUUAUCUCAAUUUUUUUUGGUGUUGGCGGUGUAGAUAGUAGGUUUUUCCGUCGUAGUGUCCAUUACCGUCCUGUCCGUCUACUACUAGGAUAAAUCGCCGCGGACAGACGUCCUUCCAUCCUAAAUACCUGAAGUUCUAUUUUUCAACAGAUCACUGGAGCGCGCUUUGGUCGCGAAGUGGUGGGGCCCGAUUUCCGAGCGACUGGCGAACGAACAGGACAUAUGAAAGUGCGCAAUUCAGUGUGGUUUUUCUGCCCCUCAUUUUUCAGCGCAAAUCCAAAUGCAAACACGACCAAAUGCUGCACUCUCUUGCUCUGCAUUUUAGAAGCACGACUGUUUGCGUCACAACAGACCCGCCUUAACAGUAGCGCAAUCCUUACCGCGCGGAUAAUUACUCAUCUAGCAGGUCGUGCGUUUGAGUAUCUCACAGAAAACAAAGUAAAAUAAGACAGGCAGGGCGUAUUUGGAUUAAAGGCAGAAAACAAGUUAAGCAAAAAAAAAUAUGUCAUGGACGAGUUGUCCAUAGCAUGUAUUGCUCCUGCUGGUGCGCAGUAGACUUCUCAAAUGAGGGGGACGAGGAGUUCGUGUUGCGCCUAAUUCUCAUACGACACCGUGGAAGACCAGAAUGAGAUCGAGGAAGAGGAGAUCGUGAAGCUCUCGGGCGAGCUCAUCAUCCUCGAGCAGGAAAUGACGACGUUUUGUGGCCGGCUGGAGACGGAGCUGCAGUUGUUGAAGGACCUGGAGUAUCCUGUGCUGCAAAAGCAUCGUACUCAUUCAACUAGUCGCAAUCUUUCAUGAAAGAUGUCCUUCGUCAUCGUAUAUCUUUUUCUUGUUUUCCACCAGCAUUACAAAAAGUUUCUAUAUCGGAUGGCAAGUACUACGAGGACGUAGUACGAUACUUUUGCCACGUAUAAAGAGCUGCAAAGGAUUGACUUGGCCCUGUACAUUCAGAAAACGCAGGCCCACUCGGCCAUCUGGUUCCAGUCUGUGGCGACCGAUAUGAUCCACAGUGAAUUUACCCUAGUACACGUACAAAUUAAGUAGUGCAGCUUCUGCAUGACAAACUUUGGCUUCGAUCUUAGAUAGCAUGGCAAGCUGCUGUAGCUGCAACACUGUAAAUUGAUGAAUUAUAAUUUGUGAUGCAUUUUACUACACGUACACGUGAACGUGUGCAGGAAUUUUGUAUUCCAUAACCGAGCUGGACACGCACCGAAACGUCUUGAAGGCAAGCAGCGUUGAUAGAAAAGCCGGCACUGGCAGCGCCAACAAUUAUUACACGACCCUCGGCGGGCCUCCAUUUCCCCCCGGGAACAAUCGGCUGCAAGGAGGGAGCGGGCGUCGCGGUAAUGCCGGCGGAAGUGCUGGAAGCGGUGGAAACAGGAGGGGCAGGAAUGGUGUGGACGCAGUUAAGGUAAGUACUAAAAGUAAAAGAAAAAGUAGUUUUUGGUAAGCUCCUCCUGCAUGCGCCUUGUAAUAUGCUUGGAAGAACUCCAUGAACAGCAGCAAGUAGACAACUCGAUACGAUGGAUAUAUUGAAUUUAAAUAAAGAUAAACCUAUCUUUUAUACGUACUUCUGUCUUUCAGCAUCGCGGUCCGUACCUGGUCACUGCGGAGGCACUGGCACCAAGACAAACUGGCGAUCGCGAGACGGACGCGAACACGUAUCGGAAUCGAGCGUCAUCGGCCGUCGGGGAGGAGGUGCGCCGGAUGAGCGUCGGCCAGGUAUAGCCUGUGAUGUCUGAACUGAAGUAAGUAUCAAGAACACUGUGGCAACAAUUUUUUGUUUGUUUGUGCGUUACACACUACUUUAGCUGCCGUGAGAAGCACAGAUUUUGACUUCGAAAGGCGAAAAUACUUUUUCUGAAAUCUCACCCCACGACAACCAGGUGAACCGCGCCAGCAUGCCUGCGGCGACACUCGAUUGCGGUAGUCGCGCGCUGGCACUCACCACGUUUGCGCGCCGGAGUUCUCUGCGACGGCAGUCCCGACAGGAGCAACAGAGCGGCAGGCGCGACUCCGCGUCGACGUCCAGGCCGCUCUCCUCUGCCUCGCGGAGCAGCGUCCAAUCCACGCCCAGCACACAGUCCAAAAGUGCGGGCAGGCAAGAUCAAGAAGUUCUUGCAGAGGCCUCUGCUGGAGGUGAAACGACUGAUCGAGAAGAACACGGUGUCGCUCCUUUUGGAGGAACUGCAGGUAGAGCAGAGCCGAUUAGUGACAGUUCGACGGAGAACAAGCAGCCUGGUAGCCCUUCAACCUCCCCCGCGGCAAGCGCAAUUGAUCCACCUCUUGAUCAAGACAAAGUGAAAGUAACGGGCGAACUCAUGCAGAUGGAUCAAAGCACGAGAACUAGUGGUAUUAAGCACAACCCGGAGCCGGACCGCGUUGAUAAGAACUUCUCCCAGCAACAGCCAGCAGUUAAUACGGUGAAAAGGUCUAUUCUGAAGAACAGCACCACGAGGGACAACUUCUUUGUUGGAGCCGGCGGUGCCGCGCCACCGGCCGCCUCGUCGCAGUCGCUCGGCGCGCGGUUUCGGGGCGCGCGCGUGUCUGUGGUGGACGAGUUUUCGGGCAAAAAUGACGCGGAAGGUAUGUUCUUCGGUACGUCGCAACAUGGUGGUGUGGGCGGCGAAAACGGCUUUUCUACUAGUACAACUCGCAGUGCUCCUCCGGCUGGGACAUCAAACCAGAACAAGCACACGGUCGAUGUAGCCGACGUAGACUUCCUGGUCGAGGACCCGAUGGACCACGGGCAGGGUCGCAGUGAAAACACGACAGCACGCGACCAGCUUGUUCCCAGCAGACCAAUUACGUUGCUGACCUCUAGCGGUCAGGAACAUGAGGACGAAUUGGAAGAAGUUAUCCCCUCGUUCUCGCCGCACCUGCCAAUCAAGAACGUGUUUCGCACGGCCGAGGAAGCGAGGCUGGCCGCGGAAGAAACCGAGUCGCUGCGGUUACGCCAGUUUGAGGAGUCCGUACUGAAAACCACCGCGGCGCGAGUAAAAACCCAGAACUUGUUUAUGAGAUUGCACAACUCGACGUCGAACUCCCCCACGACUGCGCCCUCAUUACUAUCUAAACUGCAGCAGCUGGUCAAAAAUGCAUGCGAGGGGUAUGUUCGGGGGUAUGUUCGGGGGUGUGUCAGGGGUAUGCAAAUGGCAGUCAAUCACGACCUGAGUACACAUUUUUGGCGAAAAAGCAGAAGGUGGGGUAUAAACAUACCCCAGACACACCCCAGACACACCCCAGACACACCCCAGACAUACCCCAGACAGACCCCCGAACACACCCCAGGCAAAAAGUCCGAACAUACCCCAGACACACCCCGGACACACCCCGGGCAGACUUUCGGACACACCCCGGGCAGACUUUCGGACACACCCCGGCCAAGCUUUCGGAUUACUAUUUAAACUGCAGCAACUGCCCAAAAAUGUCCAUUUGGGGGGUGUUCCGGGGUAUGUUCCGACCCCUGUUCCGGGGUAUCAGUCACGACCUGAAUCGGCAAAAACGUCCUGCACUCCCCAAAACAUACCCCACACCGGACUCCGGAAAAGCGACGUCCGACCCCGGACCUCACUUUUCGAGAGUCGGGUCCGACCCCGAGCCUGACUGUCGGAAAGUGGCUCCCGGGGUAUGGUCUAUGGUAUGUCUCGGGGUGUGUUCUGGGGUAUGUUUCGGGGUGUGUUCUGGGGUAUGUUUCGGGGUGUGUUCUGGGGUAUCAAAUACGACCUGAAUUGGCAAAAAACCUCCUGCACAACUCAAAACGCGCCCCCCGACUGACUUCGGAAAAGAAACACCCGACCCCGGGCGCCACUUUUCAAGAGUGAGGCCCGACCCCGGGGGCCGAAGGUUGGUUGCCUAUUCAUUGGGCGGGGCGCCCCGCCAAGGGGCGCAGAAACAGGUCCGCGCGCCCGGGUUUGGGAGAACAGGGGCAAGGAAGGACGCGUCCUCCCUUGGUCGUGACUAGUCCUUUGGGGGGGCGCCCCGCCCAGGGGCGCAGAAACAGGUCCGCGCGCCCUGGUUCGGCGGGACAGGCGCAAGGAAGGCCACGCCCUCGGUUGGUCCGUCUUGGGUAAUCCUUUGGGGGGGGCGCCCCGCCCAGGGGCGCAGAAACAGGUCCGCGCGCCCUGGUUCGGGAGAACAGCCCCCGGGAAGGCCGCGUCCUACCUUGGUCGUGGGUAGUCCUUUGAGGGGGGGCGCCCCGCCAAGGGGCGCAGAAACAGGUCCGCGCGCCCGGGUUUGGGAGAACAGGGGCAAGGAAGGGCGUGUCCUCCCUUGGUCGUGACUAGUCCUUUGGGGGGGGCGCCCCGCCCAGGGGCGCAGAAACAGGUCCGCGCGCCCUGGUUCGGGCGGACAGCCUCCAGGAAGUCCGCGCCCUCGGUUGGUCGUGGGUAGUCCUUUGGGGGGGGCGCCCCGCCCGGGGGUGCAGGCAGAAACGGGUCGGUCCGCGCGCCCUGGUUCGGGAGGACAGCCUCCAGGAAGUCCGCGCCCUCGGUUGGUCGGCAGUAGUCCUAUGGGGGGGGCGCCCCGCCCAGGGGCGCAGGAACAGGUCCGCGCGCCUUGGUUCGGGAGAACAGCCCCCAGGAAGGCCGCGCCCUCGGUUGGCCGUGGGGAGUCCUUUGGGGGGGGGGCGCCCCGCCGAGGGGGGCAGAAAAGGGCGCACUUUUCCAGGGGGGGCGCCGGCUCCACGGGCGGCAGGGCCAUCCCGUUCUGUCGCAAAAAAAAUAAAAAUCCUGCCGCAUCAUGGGCAAGAAAAGCCACCGCGGGUGGCUCUUCUUCGCUGCAAGGUCGCAGCGCGGGGACUCUGUCCCCGCGCCAUGACCUUGUUUGUCAUGCUGCAAAAAGUCAAGUUCACCCGUUGUUCCCUCCAGUAGACACACUGUUUUCAUGACACGCUCCGUCGACACCCAAAAGCACUUCUACUUUAUUGCCAUGCAAAAAGCUGCACUCUUGGUUGCCGACGUGCCUGUUGCAGUUCAGACAUCACAAAUGAGGGGGACCACAAGGGGGAGUUCUUGUGCACUCUUAUACUCUUGACGGAAGAGCAAGAAACGCUGCAAGUGGCGCUGAAGGAGAUGGACAAACUGAUCGCGAGCGCAUCGAAGACGCUUGUGCGGCUGCGAGAGAUCCGAGACGUGUUUCAGGUGUGCAUCCGCGAUAUGCAUCGGAAAAAGUUGUUGUAGUAAGUGGAAGUUGUACAUUCAUAAUAUCGUGCCGUGACGCUUGCAUUGCAUUUGCAAGAAUUGCACAUGGAUCAUCAUUUUCCCGUGACACAACAACUUUUUGGCGGCAUUCGUGAGAAGAAACGCAAAAUCAAGGCCAGGGAGCAGGCGCUGGAGUCGCGAAGACGGAUUUACCAACCCCAAGUGGCGCAAAACCCGACGAGUGCGUUGAUCGCGGCGUGAGUUUAAAUUGUUUACAGGUCUUAAUGACGCAGCAGCGUCUUAUUUCUCGUUUCUUUGUGUCUACGAGGUCUGUUUCGUGGAUUCAUUUGAUUAUUCAUCCCAGGUACUAGCAAUGAUAACCGACAAGAAACACGGACGUGCUGAUGCUGAACAAGUGUAGAAUUGUGUCACGUCAAAAUCAAAUACAGUUUAAUACAAGAGAGGUGCGCUUCUAGCGACCACAUCACAUUCACACAUUCUAUGUACUAAAUCUAUCAAAGCCGUCAGAGGGCAGUAGAACGCAGUUAUAAUGAUGAAUGAUGUUACAUACUAAAAUUUUGCAUGAGUGUACCUGUACUGCUAUCUUGAGCUUACACACGGGCUGAUUGUAUAAAUAUCCAGCGCCAGCAGGUGCGUGCUGCAAAAGCAAUAGAAGGCGCAUUAUGGAAACGCUGAGUCAACACACCUGUCACUCGCACUCCGAAAAAAUACAAAGCCAUGAGACGAUUCAACACAGUACGAAAAUUAACGAAAAUCAAAAUUGGUAAGACGUAGCAGCAGAU